This is a messenger RNA of Motacilla alba alba, 3836 nucleotides long. RefSeq names its product trans-2,3-enoyl-CoA reductase (gene TECR). The record is from RefSeq and is a predicted model, not a curated record. Gene Ontology annotation, biological process: very long-chain fatty acid biosynthetic process. The transcript is spliced from 14 exons. Lineage: Eukaryota; Metazoa; Chordata; Aves; Passeriformes; Motacillidae. The coding region runs from base 1631 to 2455 and encodes 274 amino acids. Gene Ontology annotation, molecular function: oxidoreductase activity, acting on the CH-CH group of donors.
UGAAGGAUUGUGGUUUGGGGGGUAUCUUAUAAGAUGAGGAGAUUUCUGGAACACCACACUGUGACCAUAAGCCUUCUGUACUUCAGAGUUGAGGGAGAUGGCUUUUUCCUUCUGUAACUCCUGUUAAAGGGAACAGUGAGCCACAAAUUCUAAUUUUGCAGUCAGCUUGGGAAUUUGAAUUGUGUUUCUAAUAGAUUUUUCUUCCUCAAGCUGUAUUGUGCUAGUAGAGGGAACCGAUUUGCAUAACUUCUGUCAGUCUGAAGCACUGCCUGAUUGCUUUCUGGUACAGAAGGUUAGUUUAAAUGUUCUUUAUAGUUGUGAUCUGAUUAAUUUUUCAUGUUGGGAAAUGUUUUCCUGAUUCUGUAUGGUUACCGAGCAUGUGGAAAUGAAAUGUACUGAAAGAAAUGCCAGCCUAUUUGGAGAAGCAAUACUUUUGUUUCCAUUUUCUUUAGCAUAAAAAUCCAGAAUGUCUAACCUGGCCCAAACGUUAAUUCUCCAGUCUGGGGGUUAGCUUGUGAAGCAGUGUAGGUUUCUGUAUUUGCCCAUAUUUACACUAAUAAUGAAUAAUGUCCUGUUAGGGCUUUCUGGCUUUCCAGUAGAGGCCUUUCCUUUUGGUGAAAUUUAUUAUUUGAUAUUUCAGUAGCUUUGAUGGUUAUAGAUCUGUGCAAGAAGGUUAAACUUGGAGAUAGCAGAAGGUUUUCAAACAGUGUACAGCAUAAAUCUUUCUGUCUAAUGGAAAUUUACAACACUGAAAAAGCAAUGUUCCUUUGUAGCCUGGUAGAUUUUGUUGAUAUUUAAUUACCUUAGCUCUUAAAGAAAAGAUAUCACGUAAUGAAGACUGGGUGGAGGAAAAACAGUGUCAGGUCUGUAGUACUUUAUACCACGCAUGUAAUCCUCAGCGGUGGCAGGAACUCAUUUCAGGAAAGAAGGGAUCUCAGCAGAGUUCUGUUGUCAGUCCAAUCCCUCCUGAAACAUCAGGUAAACUAUCAAAAAAAAAAAAAAUCAGUUGCAUUUUUCGAGUUAUCUCAUUAAGAUACUUAAGCUCUUUAAAAAGAAAAAUAUUUCCUGCAGUAAUUCUCAAAGAAAAAUAAAUCACCCUUCUGAAUGAAAUGUCACUCCCGGCGGCCGGUUGUUCUUCUCCAGCAGUUUUUGAACACCGGGAGCUGCAGAACUUGGCGUGCGCGAGGUGCCGGCGGUCCCGCACUGCUGCGGCUGCCCGGGGCAGCGGCGCCGGCUCGGCAGGCAGCGCUGCCAGCAGCCGCCCACCGGCACGGCCGGGCAGCGGCCCCGGCCCGGGCGGGGCGGGGGGUCCGGGCGCCGCCUGAUUGGCCGCAGCGCGGGGCCCCGCGGAAGGUGCCGCGGGCGGCGGCGGGGGCGGCGCGGCGGGUGCCCGCAGAAUGGGCGGCAGAGCCGGCUUCUUCGAGAAACCAAUUCUAGGAGGAUCCUUAGACCCAUCCUCUGCUACAGUUUGUACCUUUUGGUUCAAGAGAAGCUUCAGACUGAGAGUCAAUUGUAAAGCAGCAGCACAAACAGAAUUUUCAGUGUGGAAAUCCUUGAUUGGGAGACAAAGAAACAGCUAUGCUUCCUAGAUAAGGUGGAACCAAAUGCUACAAUUAGAGAGAUCAGAUUGAUGUUCCAUAAAUUAUAUCCUCGGUGGUACCCAGCAAGGCAGUCAAUAAAACUUGAUCCAAAAGGAAAGUCCCUGAGGGAUGAAGAAAUCCUGCAGCACCUCCCUGUUGGCACAACUGCUACCUUAUACUUUAAAGAUUUAGGGCCACAGAUAGGAUGGACUACGGUAUUUUUGAUAGAAUAUACAGGUCCAUUGUUCAUCUAUUUUGUGUUUUAUUUCCGCAUGACUUUUGUCUAUGGACUGGAUGAGAGGUUUACAUCAAGUCCACACCCAGUAGUUAACUUGGCAUGUAUCUGCCAUUCUUUCCACUACAUCAAAAGGUUGAUUGAAACAGUAUUUGUUCAUCGAUUCUCCCGUGGGACUAUGCCACUGAGGAAUAUUGUGAAGAACUGCUUAUAUUAUUGGGGAUUUGCAGCUUGGCUUGCAUAUUACAUCAAUCAUCCUCUUUACACUCCUCCUUCUUAUGGGAAAAAACAGAUAAAUUUUGCUGUGAUCAUGUUUCUGCUGUGUGAAGCUGGAAAUUUUUCCAUUCAUGUUGCACUCAGUGACCUCCAGAGAAAUGGAUCCAAAACCUGUAAGAUCCCAUAUCCAACAAAGAAUCCUUUCACAUGGCUGUUUUUCUUUGUAUCUUGCCCUAACUAUACAUAUGAGGUGGGGACCUGGAUCAGUUUCACUAUCAUGACUCAGUGUGUUCCAGUGGGACUGUUCACCUUGCUUUGCUUCAUUCAGAUGACAGUCUGGGCAAAGGAUAAACACUGCACCUACUUAAGAGAAUUCAAGGAUUAUCCAAGUCAUAGAAUGCCAAUUAUUCCCUUUUUGUUGUAAGAAAAGAAGGCUCAAUUUUAAUAUUGCACAGAACUUCAAGAAGAAAAACCUCAUAAAUGUCCUGCCAAAUAAAUGAAUUAAUUAAAAGGAUUUUGGUGCAUGUUGAAUCUCCACUGCUAAGGGAAAUUGUAUGCACUUGAAAGCUACACUUCCUUACAUUCAAGAAUUCUCAACUCAGAAGCACCUUAAAAGAUAAGGCUUCGUUGCACAGCUGCAAGAAAAUGUUCCUGCAGUUCACUGUAACCUGACUUAGAUUUUUCUGUACUAGUCUGUUUAGAUUGAUGGAUCAGAGCUCCUGAGAAGUCUGUGCUGAAAAGCAGCUCCAAAUUUAGCAGUGGCAUUCUGCAAGACAGAAGUAGACUGGAAGGAGGACACACCAGCUAACUACAGAGCUCAGUUCAGCCAGCACGGCCAGCUGGCCUCAGGACAGUUGCAUGAUCUGCCUUCUCUGACUUGAAGAAAGUGUGCUGCCUGGAGGCAGGUGCUUUGUAACAGAUAACAUUACCAAAGAAUAUCAGUGGUUCCUGGAAUAAAGAAAUAGGCCAUAUCUCAAACACCUGUUUUGGGUCUAACACCUAAUUUGCCAAAAGAAUCUUAAGUAAGAAAUAUUUGUAGUAUUUGGGAAUGUAAUAUCCUGUGCUGGGGUUUUUGUUUGUUUUUGGUCUUCUUGAUUAGUAGUUGCAUACUAGUAAAUAAGAUUCAGAAGUAAUCUAACGUAUGCCAUAUCUUUGAUAUCUGGCCUGUUUUGAUAGAACAUCUCCUUAUGAUACUAAUUGACCUUUUACCCAGCAUUUUACAUCAGGCUUCUCUCAGUAGCUUUUAAUACACAUUUUAAAUACAUGAAGUGACUGCUAGUCCUUGGAAUGCUCUUCCUAUUUUCAGAGCCAGGGAGAAAAAUCAGCUUCAUUUUGGACUUCCUGUGUUUUCUUUGUCACAGGAUGUUCUGUGGGACUUAGUUGGGUUUUGUGUAAAUCUAGUUUAAAAAGGCUUUUGAAAUCUAUCUGAAUGACAUUUUAAAGAAGCUAUUUUAGAAUAUGAAGAGAAUGCAUAGAUACUGUUUUGUUUCAUAAUUAAUUUAUUUAUCUAUAAUAGAUGUAUAGAAAGAUUUUUGAAACUAUUUGUAAGGGUGAAAUAUGCAAUAAAAUCUAUUUUAAAACCAGUUGAAAUAAUUAUGGCAAAAAGAGAAGGCUACAGCUGGUUGCUGAAGUUUCAUAAUAUUUUGUACAGUAAAAAGCAAGAGUGUCCUUAUAAAAAAAAUCUACAUCAAUUGAAGAAAAAAUCUUUCAAAGCAAAAAAACAUGACCCAGAUUUUAAUUCUGUAUAACAUAUCUUAGACAAGAUUUCUUAGAAAUGAUUAGAUCUCAUAGAUAACUGAAGCAAU